Molecule: messenger RNA, 4024 nt
Organism: Balaenoptera musculus (blue whale)
Lineage: Eukaryota; Metazoa; Chordata; Mammalia; Artiodactyla; Balaenopteridae
Gene: MTMR6
Product: myotubularin related protein 6
Exons: 15
Coding region: 121-2037 (638 amino acids)
Biological process (GO): dephosphorylation
Cellular component (GO): nuclear envelope
Molecular function (GO): phosphatidylinositol-3,5-bisphosphate phosphatase activity
Source: RefSeq, a predicted model, not a curated record
CGCGUGCGCGGUGGGCGCGGCCGGCUGGAGGUGGUGCCUGCCGGGUGAGGGGCGGCACGGCCCGGGUCAACCGCUCUAUGGUGCGCAGGUGCUGCGGCUGCCGGCUGACGGUUCCUCGGGAUGGAGCACAUCCGUACGACCAAGGUUGAGCAAGUGAAAUUACUUGACCGAUUCAGUACGAGCAACAAGUCGUUAACAGGAACACUGUAUCUCACGGCCACACAUCUGCUGUUUAUAGACUCUCAUCAGAAAGAAACCUGGAUACUGCACCACCAUAUUGCCUUGGUGGAGAAACUAGCUCUCACGACUUCUGGGUGCCCUCUUGUGAUCCAGUGCAAGAACUUUCGGAUUGUGCAUUUCAUCGUUCCCAGAGAAAGAGACUGCCACGAUAUUUACAACUCUUUGCUACAGCUGUCAAAACAAGCAAAAUAUGAAGAUCUCUAUGCAUUCUCUUAUAAUCCCAAACAAAAUGAUUCAGAAAGGCUACGAGGUUGGCAACUCGUUGACCUCACUGAGGAGUAUAAGAGGAUGGGCUUGCCGAAUUCCAACUGGCAGCUGUCCGACGCCAACCGAGACUACAAGAUUUGUGAAACUUAUCCCAGAGAACUUUAUGUUCCCCGAAUAGCAAGCAAACCAAUAAUUGUUGGUAGUUCCAAGUUCCGGAGCAAGGGAAGGUUCCCAGUUCUUUCCUACUAUCAUCAAAAUAAGGAGGCUGCCAUUUGUCGAUGUAGUCAACCACUGUCAGGAUUCAGUGCCCGGUGCCUGGAGGAUGAACACUUGCUUCAGGCCAUCAGCAAAGCCAACCCAGCCAACCGCUACAUGUAUGUCAUGGACACCAGGCCCAGACAUCGCAUGCAGAGCUGGUGGGCUACACAAAAGGACAUUGGCAGAAUUAUACUGAAUGCAAUGGCCAACAGAGCAGCUGGAAAAGGUUAUGAAAAUGAAGACAACUAUUCUAAUAUUAGAUUUCAGUUUGUUGGAAUUGAAAAUAUUCAUGUCAUGCGGUCCAGCCUUCAGAAAUUAUUGGAAGUCAGCGGUAGCAGAGGGCUCUCCGUCAGUGACUUCUACUCGGGUCUGGAGGGCGCAGGGUGGCUGCGUCACAUCAAAGCCGUUACGGACGCUGCAAUCUUCUUGGCCAAGGCAAUAAUGGUUGAAAAUGCAAGUGUGUUGGUACAUUGCUCUGAUGGCUGGGACAGGACUUCCCAGGUCUGUUCCCUGGGCUCUCUCUUAUUGGAUCCCUACUACAGGACAAUCAGAGGAUUCAUGGUUUUAAUAGAAAAAGAUUGGAUCUCCUUUGGACAUAAAUAUUCGGAUAGGUGUGGCCAUUUGGAUGGUGACCCAAAGGAAGUUUCACCGGUGUUUACUCAGUUCUUGGAAUGUGUGUGGCAUUUGACUGAACAGUUUCCACAAGCCUUCGAAUUCAAUGAAGCGUUUCUUCUUCAGAUCCAUGAACAUAUUCAUUCAUGCCAAUUUGGAAACUUUAUUGGAAAUUGUCAGAAGGAAAGAGAAGAACUCAAGUUAAAGGAGAAGACUUACUCCCUGUGGCCGUUUCUUUUGCAUGACCAGAAGAAGUACUUCAAUCCUCUCUACAGUUCCACAUCUCAGAAAUUGGCAGUUUUGGAGCCAAAUACAGUAUCUUUCAAUUUUAAGUUUUGGAGAAACAUGUACCACCAAUUUGAUCGAACAUUGCAUCCUAGGCAGUCUGUGUUCAAUAUAAUUAUGAAUAUGAAUGAGCAAAAUAAGCAGUUACAGAAAGAUGUUAAAGACUUAGAAUCUCAAAUUAAGCAACAUAAAAAUAAGCAGACAGAUGGAGUUCUCACCAAGGAAUUGUUAAAUUCAGUUCGUCCUGAAUCACCUGCCCUCAAAACCUCCUUGUGUCUCAAGGAGCAGACUCUGCUGCCUGUGAAAGAUGCUCUCCGAACUGUAGAGGGCAGCAGCCCCGCAGAUAACCGCUACAGCGAGUACGCGGACGAGUUUUCCAAAGCGGAGCCUGCUGUGGUCAGCUCAGAGUAUGGCGUGGCCAGAAUGACGUGUUAGGCUCAGAGAGAGUUUUCUGGCUGCCUGCGGUGCGAGAAGUGGAUUAUUGUGAGGAUGGUCUGUGUGUGUGACCCAAGGAAUUUGCCUAAUGAUGAUCUUAGAGUUUACCAGUAGGUUGAUAGUUGAAGUCAGGAUGCUAACUGCUCUUGUGAGAAAAGGCAGUUUAGCUGCAUUUCUAGCAAGAAACGAAUGACCUUCAGCUCUUUAAGAAGCAGGUGGUACUGGCCAGUUUACUCCAGAUGCAGUUUGUACUGUACACUAGUGAACUGACAUGUCUGUGAUUUACAUGUUAAUUACAGCCAAACAGGAAUAGCCUUCCAUAAGUAUAAUUUGGUUGCCAGAAAACAAAACUGACAAAGUGGUUCCUUACUUAAUAAUUGACAUGGCAUGUACUUUGAAUUAUGUAAGUAUGUAACUAUGAAUAUUUGCAAAUUUUGCCUAUUAGUGGUGUUUAUUGUUGAAGUGCCAUGAAAAAUAUUUCUAAGAAAGCCUUAAAAUCUCAGUUUAUUCAUUACAUUACUCUUCAGUUUUAGAGCCUAGAGCAAGAUGGUUUGUUCUGUGUUUCCCUUGGUCAGUCCGGUUGUACUUGUGAGCAGCUGCUCUGGUCCCCGCAGGAGCUGCAUGCUGCAGUGCCCCUGUGGAAACAAAAUGGUGAUCAAAGGACACUGCCAAGCUCAUGUUUAGCUGGUCCCACUUCCGUGGUCAAAAUUAACGAAACUGACGGUUUUGUUCUGGUUACAAUUUGUUUAGUGCUACAUUUGACGACUUAUUAUUUACAACUUACAUUGUUGAUUUCCUGUAUAUGUGUAAACACAUUUGACUGUCUUUUAGGAAUGGAUUACUGCAUCCUGUUGAUUCUUAUUUUGUGGUUGGCUUUAUUCCUUUGAUAACUGUGUAAGUUUACGAAGCUAAAGCUCUAAACUGUUCUUAGAAACUAUGAAUAGUACAUAUAUGUAUAUUUUUAAACUGUUUUAUCUCUCAAUGAAUUGUUCUUCCUAGAAUGAACUUUCAAUUUACCCAAGAAUUUUUGGGUUAAAAAAAGGGAAUACGGAUAGUUUAGAUUUUGCUUGGUUGCAUGAAUUUUUCUCUGUGAAACAUUUUUUUCUUCUCUGUUAACAUAGAAGAAAAAAGAGAAAAAGGAAAAUUAAGGAUAGCCUAAUACAAAGGUAAUGUUUAACAAAAAAACUUAAAUGCUAGGAAGAGUUUCAUUUUGCCAUGUUAUUGAUAACUUUAUUCUCUGUACUAGUACAUAUUAUUAAAGCACCAAAAAAAAAAAAAAAAAAAAGAAAAGAAAGAAAAUGACUUUCAGUUGACAGUAUCACCCAGCUAGCUUUAAAAUGGACAGUUUAACAUGGGUGGCACAAGAUAUGAUUCAAGGGUACUAGGAAAUCUGCAUAGGAUCCCUUAUGCUUCUUUUUAUUACACCUACAUCUGUUAUAUUAAUUUUGAACAUAAAUAACUUUUUCAAAUGGAAAAAAAGGCUUUAUUGUAUGAGCUUAUCCUAUUUAUUUUUCCAAUGCUUUUCUGUAAUGCAUUAUGUAAUAAGAAAAAUACUUCUUUUUAAACAGUAACGGAAAUGCACUAUAAAAUAUAGUUUGUGACUUAGCCAUGUCUAUUUCCAUAUUUAAGCACUGGGACGAGAAACUUCAGCUUUGUGACCACAGAGGGAAGCUAUUGUGCCUUGUUACUUGGUUCCAGUUACUGAUUGUGGUUCUAGAAUCUUCCACGGCAGACUUCUUAUAUUCAACUCUUUGGUUUAUUAUCUUAAUCUUCAGUUUGAGGCAUAUAUAUAUGUGUGUUUAUAUGCUCACACAUGGGCUGAGAAAUCAGCUAACAUCCCAAGUGACCUACAGGGUAUAUGUUGGCAAAAAGUAGGUUGUGUAUAUGUCUUAUAAGAUUGCAUUUGUGUUCAGUGUGUUUGGGAUUGUAUAGCAUGUACAUUAUUACAUAUAUUGUUUAAAGGUAAUUAAAUGUUCAUGUUUUACAU